Dermacentor silvarum is the source of this 644-nucleotide messenger RNA. RefSeq names its product DNA-directed RNA polymerases I, II, and III subunit RPABC2 (gene RpII18). Lineage: Eukaryota; Metazoa; Arthropoda; Arachnida; Ixodida; Ixodidae. Bases 173 to 562 code for a protein of 129 amino acids. Gene Ontology annotation, molecular function: DNA-directed RNA polymerase activity; DNA binding. Gene Ontology annotation, biological process: DNA-templated transcription. The transcript has a single exon. The record is from RefSeq and is a predicted model, not a curated record. Gene Ontology annotation, cellular component: nucleus; RNA polymerase I complex; RNA polymerase II, core complex.
ACAGCCAAAAGUAGAGCCACUGUAGCCAAAUGGCUGUCAGCUUCACCUGUGUUACCUGUGAUUAAUAGUAAAAACCCUGAAACCGCUGAUAGCCACCCUACUGGUUCUACGGCUGGCCAUUUGCUUUUGCAUUCGACGACUUACGAAGUGUGCCAUCAGUUGAGUUUUAGAAAUGGCCGACGACGAGUUCGAUGGUGACGACGUUGGCGGCGCCGACGACUUUGACGACGUCGAGGAGGAUGAAAACCUCGACGAGAUUGACCAAAACGAUGAGGAGAACAUCGAGCUCCUUCAAGCAUCAGACGGCCAGCCGCAGCAGAACCAGAAGCGCAUCACCACCAUGUACAUGACCAAGUAUGAGAGAGCGAGAGUGUUGGGGACACGAGCGUUACAGAUUGCCAUGUGCGCGCCUGUGAUGGUGGAAUUAGAAGGCGAGACUGACCCUUUGCAGAUCGCCAUGAAGGAACUCAAGGCCCGCAAGAUCCCCAUCAUCAUUCGUAGGUACCUUCCUGAUGGAAGUUAUGAAGACUGGGGGAUCGACGAACUCAUCAUCACGGAUUGAGGCUGAGGCCUGCCUUGCCAUUGUCAUCGAAAAAAUGCGGUUGUCAUCUUAUCAAAUUCUGACAAUUAGAAAAUGAGAACAA